Onychostruthus taczanowskii (white-rumped snowfinch) is the source of this 2100-nucleotide messenger RNA. It is a transcript of the gene NOBOX, whose product is annotated as NOBOX oogenesis homeobox. Gene Ontology annotation, molecular function: DNA-binding transcription factor activity, RNA polymerase II-specific; RNA polymerase II cis-regulatory region sequence-specific DNA binding. Lineage: Eukaryota; Metazoa; Chordata; Aves; Passeriformes; Passeridae. The record is from RefSeq and is a predicted model, not a curated record. Gene Ontology annotation, biological process: regulation of transcription by RNA polymerase II. The coding region runs from base 1 to 2100 and encodes 699 amino acids. The transcript has 9 exons.
AUGGACGGGGCGGGCGAGGAGCAGCGGCCGGAGGAGCGGGCGGCCGGAGGGCUUGGAAUGGGCUGUGAGUGCCAGGAUGAGAAGGAGAACAUGCUGCUGAAUACAGAGCACCUUGUGGUGGAUGCUGAUGCCGUUGGUGGCCACGGUGCAGGGAGUAGUGUGCUACCUGCAUUCCCAGGCACAGUCAGACAAGAAAUAGUUGAGGAUAACUUGGGAAUAGAAGACAGGAAUAGCUCUGUAAAGAAGGUGCAAGAAGAUGGGGGAUGCAGCACCCUGCAGGCAACUGGGUUGUCUUCCAAAGGCUCUGUUGUCCCUGAUGGCCAGCACGACUUUGCCUUGGCUUGUGAGCAACCAUUGGAUUUCUGCGGUGACACGAAGGUUGGAUUAGCACAGGAGCCCACAGAUCAGUCAGGGUCACAAGAGCACUCUGACAGUUACUGCCCUGCUGGGACUGAAAAGGUGGCAAAGAAGGAAAAAACUACACAAGCAUCCAGUGGAGUGGCUGGAGCUGCCUGCAGGCAGGAGGAGAUCGGCCUGGCCCCUCACCAAUCCACAGGUGCUCCAACCAGUACUGCAGCUCAGAAUUCCUACAAGGGCUCUUCAGUCCUGGAGUCUAGAGGCAGCUGUGAUGUGGCCAAGGGAAAAAAAUCCUUACCUGUCAAGAAGAAACCCCGCACCUUCUAUAGUGCAGAGCAGCUAGAAGAGUUGGAGAAGAUGUUCCAGGAAGACCACUAUCCUGACAAUGAGAAGAGGAGAGAGAUUGCAGCUGUGGUUGGUGUGACACCACGGCGUAUCCUGGUCUGGUUUCAGAAUCGCAGGGCAAAGUGGCGGAAAUUGCAGAAGUUGAGUAUAAAAGGCAACAGAAAAUACCCAAUAUCAUCAGCUCUGUCUGUCCCCUUUGGAUCAGAGGGCUAUGGGGUACCUCCUCUGCCUGUGCCUCCAUUGACUGACACUGCUGGAGACCAGCCUGGUGUGCUGGGAGGAGACCCUGGAGCUGGGAACUCCUCCAGCCUGCUCAGCACACACCCUCCAUCACCCACCUCUGCCUCAGCCUCCUCGGUGGCAGGAAUGGUGGCACCCUGUGAAGCGCAAGCUCAGAGCAAGGUGCUGCCACAGCUGCUCUUCGAUACCAGCGGUGUGGAGUGCUUUCCUAAUCUUCCCAGCCCUCCUCCCAUCCGCAGGGCCAGCCUGUCGCUCAGCCUGGCCUUCGACCCCCACAGCCACAUUGUUCCCCUGAUGCUGGACACGCCCAGCAGUGAAUGCAACUUGGCCCGUCAGGAAAAUGGCUCCGGGGAAGCCUUCUCUUACAGCGUCCAGAAUCAAGGCUUCAGUUCACCAGUUUCCUGCCCUUAUCCGGAGCAGCUGGAGCCUGCAGACAACCUGGAGGCCACCUACUGUCAGUACAGCAGCCAGGGGGGAAUCUAUCAGCUCUCCCAGUUGUGUCACCAGGGUCACCUGGCCAACAAUAUGUUCUCCAGUGACCACUUUCCUCCUCCAACACCCCCGGAGUCCCAUCCAGCUUUCCCUGAGGAAGCCAUAACCUAUGGAGCCACACAAGGCUAUGUACAAAACCACAUGGGGGGAGUCAUGCCACAGCAGCCAAGUGACAAUUCAGCAGAUAUCCCUGCCUAUCCAGCUGUGCCCUGGAGUGAUUUCUACAUGCAGGGAGCUCCUUUCUCCAAUCAGCUGCAUUCCCAAAUGCCUUUUUCUAGUGUGGCAGGAGGGCAAUACUUCACAGAGCCAUAUCUCCUUCAAGUGCCCAAUGGAACAGUACUGGAAUCCAUGCCAGAGACUGGAAGACAAAAGGGAGUGACACCACCAGAGCAAAGUUCCAACCAGAGCUACCAAACAGAGCCAGACUUGGCAGCACUCGCUGAAAAAGAGGACUUAGAGAGCAGCAGCAAGAAAGGAGAGACUAUUGUUGGUAAUCAGCUAAAUGUUUUCUUGGAGAAAGAGGAGGGGAAAGAGUUCCAAGACAGCAGUAGCUCCCCUGAAUUCUCGCCAUGGAGCAUCCGGCAGGAACUGGAUGUUGCAGCUCCUCUCCUUUUUCUUCCUCCUGUAGAACACUGGCUUAUGUCUGGCAGUGGUAUACACUACUGA